Cyphellophora attinorum is the source of this 360-nucleotide messenger RNA. RefSeq lists its product as uncharacterized. Lineage: Eukaryota; Fungi; Ascomycota; Eurotiomycetes; Chaetothyriales; Cyphellophoraceae. The record is from RefSeq and is a predicted model, not a curated record. The transcript is spliced from 3 exons. Bases 1 to 360 code for a protein of 119 amino acids.
AUGGACAAACUCAACGAAACCCUGGGCUCCUUCACCGGUAGCGGCUCCGGCAACCAAGAAGGCCAGCAGCAGCCGCAACAGACUGGCGAGCAGAAGUCCGAGGGCGGCUUCCUUGGUGGCAUUGGCGACAAGCUGAACUCUGCGGCUGGUGGUGGCCGAGAGAGCGAGAAGAACGAGGACUACCUCGACAAAGGUGUCGACUUCGUCCAGGAGAAGUUCUUGGGGCAGGGAGCACAGGACAACGAGAGUGCUGUUGAGCAGGCGAAGGACGAGCAGAUCAGCGACUUCAUUCGCAAGCAGUACAAGAGUACUACUGGCUCAGACGUUCCCAUUGCGGAUAAGGAGACGAAGCUGGGCUGA